Ostertagia ostertagi is the source of this 774-nucleotide messenger RNA. The record is from the annotation of a GenBank genome assembly. NCBI's taxonomy places the organism in Eukaryota, Metazoa, Nematoda, Chromadorea, Rhabditida, Trichostrongylidae.
AUGGAUGAUGCAGCAGGCACCAAUGAUAUAGUCGAAAUUCGGCGUCCCAUUGUAGAGGCAAUACCAGUUCGUGCGGUGGACAAGUACAUGUGGAUGGAAGGUGACUAUCUGAAGGUGUGCGAACGGGGACGUCUUAAAGGAGCCGAAGAGGAGUUUUGGAGGCAGUUGAUCGAAGCUUAUUUGAAGCCAAUCGAGUCAUCACCGCAGCAGCAGAGCGCAAUAGCAGAGGGUUUAGCGUCAUUGCGUAACAAUAUCGCCUUCGCCAUUAUUCUUCUUAACGCUCUUCUCGCUCUCGCAAUUUAUCUCAUCCAGAAACAUAAGAAUGUGCUUAGUAUUCGCUGGACACCUUAUCGGAACUUCAAGUGGACGAAAAUGAACGAGCUGACCGGUCAGUACGAAGUGACCAAAGAUCCUCUCAAGAUUGAUCCAUUGGGAAUGACAAUCAUUGUGUUCCUUCUUGGAAUUCUCGUAGUUCAGACGAUAGGUAUGCUUAUCCACCGCCUUAACACCAUGAUCGGAGCCUUCCAAGAAGUGAAUCAAUUGCAUGACCUAGUACCGACCUGGAAGUCGAAUAAAACUGAUGAUGAGCGUGUUUUAACUGCCGCUCGUCAGAUGACAGACACAACUUCGUACGCGCAAAGUCAUGCAGCAGACGGCUACACCAGACAUCGCGAACUUGACACAGAUAACGAAUCGGUACUCUACAAGCUUCAGCGAGCUCGUCUGGCGAAGCGUAUGCAGAAAGCGGAGGCGAAAAGAAUCAGGUUUAAAUAG